Acipenser ruthenus (sterlet) is the source of this 2672-nucleotide messenger RNA. Its product is annotated as fez family zinc finger protein 2-like. The record is from RefSeq and is a predicted model, not a curated record. Gene Ontology annotation, cellular component: nucleus. NCBI's taxonomy places the organism in Eukaryota, Metazoa, Chordata, Actinopteri, Acipenseriformes, Acipenseridae. The transcript is spliced from 4 exons. Bases 672 to 1970 code for a protein of 432 amino acids.
UUAAUGUGGGUAGUCCCGAAAUUAAAUUAAACAAAUAGUUGUUUGCUUAUUUGUUGGCAUAUUAAAAAUGAUAAUAUAUACUAGUAUUAUUGAAAAAAAGACUUGCAGUGUAUAAAAUAACUAGUACUCUGUAGUAAUUAUGUGUAAUGCCCCCGUGGGUCUGUCUAAUGGGUGGUGGGAGCUGAAACAAGGCUGGUGGUGGCAUUUUCUUGUCAUCCUGAUACAAGUGACUGCAUGUGAUGUCAGCUAAAUGUAGGAGACAGUGAUCUCUCGCUGAUGAGGAUGCACGCGAUCAAAAUGUGACAGUGUAACCACACAGCAAUACUUAGAUACAUCUGUCUCUUCGCUUGAGAAAAAGGUAAACUUCUAUAAUGUUGAUUCUUCUGCCAAGUUUGCAAUCAGAUUUUAAGAUUCAGAAAUGAUGAAUAUGAAUGUAGAGGGGUUUUACUAACAAGUUCUGCAAUGUCCUGUUAAUUUUGUGUGUGCCACUAAUGAGCAUUAAUCUGGUACCCCUGGGUGCCAUUGUUCAGGGGAUGUUCAUUUGAAUUUAAAUGGGUGACAUUGUAAAAGCAAGGUGCUUAUUAAACUGAUGUGUGUCCUGGCUUUUCUGGAAUGCAGGAAGGGAAGACUGGGUGGCUAGUAGGCUGCUGCUCACAUCAAGUUCUGCAAGGAUGGCGAGUUCUCUUCCUUUGGAAACAGUGAUGCCCUGUCCAAGGCGCGAGCCCAGGAAUGGAGCUUCCGCCACCCCAAAGGCGCUGGCCUUCUCUAUCGAACGAAUUAUGUCAAAGACUUCCGAUACAAAAAGAUCCUUGGAAGAAAGACAUGGUCCGGGGAAUUCAGAUGGAAAGAAGAUAGUCAGUCUUUGCUCACCUAUACCCUGCAUGAUUCCCAUCCAACCUUUAAGCUACGACUUUCAAACCAAGACGCUGAUGAACUAUUCCGAAUUCUGGAAAGCAAACUUUAGGGGAACGGUUUGCAGUUCAGCCGCAAUGUGCAAAUCGAGCUGUGGCGUGUGUUGUAAAACCGACUCAGGUUUUGUGCAUUCACUAUUGCCAAGCAGCAGGGUUAUCAAGCCUCAAGUAAUUCACCAAACAGUAACAAUGCCAGCCAACGGAUCUCUAUAUUAUUUUAACUAUUUGGACUCCUCAUAUCACCCAUCUGAUCUUUUAAGCGGACAUUUAUUCCCUUCCACCAUUGUCAGUUCCCAGUCACAAACUUCGCUUUCUGCGCACCAGAAAUUACUUUUGUUGGAGAAUGCCAAGCUUGCCAGUUUGACAACGGAGACGUUUCCUACACCUCAGUUUCCACAUAAAGAACACCUACCGGGACAGUUAGAUCAGAUUGUGAAGGAAAACAACAGUUUGACAUCAGAAAAGAACGGCGUGAAACCGCACACUAAAUUAAGCAACUCUUCUGAUGGAAAAUCUAAAAAUUUCACUUGCGAAGUGUGUGGCAAGGUGUUUAACGCACAUUACAAUUUAACACGUCACAUGCCAGUACACACAGGAGCCAGGCCGUUUGUGUGUAAAGUCUGUGGGAAAGGGUUUCGCCAAGCCAGUACUUUGUGUAGGCACAAAAUUAUUCACACACAGGAAAAACCACACAAAUGUAAUCAAUGCGGGAAAGCCUUUAACCGAAGCUCAACAUUAAACACGCAUAUACGGAUUCAUGCUGGAUACAAACCAUUCGCAUGCGAAUUCUGUGGAAAGGGCUUUCACCAAAAGGGAAACUACAAGAAUCACAAACUGACGCACAGCGGCGAAAAGCAGUAUAAAUGUACAAUUUGCAACAAAGCCUUUCAUCAGAUUUAUAAUCUGACUUUUCAUAUGCAUACUCACAACGAUAAGAAGCCGUUUACCUGUGUAACCUGUGGGAAAGGCUUCUGUCGAAACUUUGAUUUGAAGAAGCAUAUUAGAAAACUGCACGAUAACAACACCUCCUCUUCAGUUCCAAGAGCGGUGCAAGGCUGAAUUCUUCUCAAACCACGUAAAAUGGACAUGAUAUGCAUGGACAAAGCUGUCGUGUAGUUUAUUAAACAUGUCUAAAAUGAUUACAACGCAGGAAUGCCAGAUCAUCUUAAAUACUUUGCUUUUUAAGCCAGAACAUGUACGCUGUAUUGGCAUGUAUAUAUUACAUUGUAUAAAUUGCUAUUAUUUAAAUCGAGUUGUAUCGCAUUUCUGUGUUUUGUAAUGUACUUGUUUAUAAGCAGUGGGAUAUAAUGUACGUGUAGAAUUGUUGUUUUCUUUCGAUAUAGUUUUAAAUUUAAGGCCUACGAGUGUGUUUGGAAAUUAUUACAAUAAUUGACAUUUAUAAAUACAUUUCAUAAAGUAUCUUACAACCUUAAUAAAAUAUGCUAAGUUUAUUCACAGCUUGGAAGUCUUCUUAAUAUAUUAUUUUGAGUUUUCUGUUUGGUUUUACAGCCUGAACGACUUUGUGUUAUUUAUAAGAUUAUAAUUGCAUAAUUAAGUAAAACCCACUGUUCAUGUUAUUUUGUCAGGUGCACGAAAACUAGCAAAUUUAUGGACAUAGACCUUGGUCUUAAGUGGAGAUCAGCUUCAAAUGUGUUAAAGAAUAUAUUAGUUUUAAUCGAUAUUGUUAAAAUACAAAUAUGUUCACUUUAAAAGGUAUGCUAAUGGCUUAAUUUUUCGCAUAUCCAAUUCUACACCUUUAUG